Molecule: messenger RNA, 1337 nt
Organism: Oreochromis niloticus (Nile tilapia)
Lineage: Eukaryota; Metazoa; Chordata; Actinopteri; Cichliformes; Cichlidae
Exons: 5
Coding region: 121-1164 (347 amino acids)
Source: RefSeq, a predicted model, not a curated record
UGUGGUGUGGACAAACUGUGGGCUGCCACAGAAGAGACCUUACUUCUCUUCACACCAGCUGACGGUGCGCUUGCCCUCAGACACACACCGUUAAUUUAGGUUUUUGAUUUUCAUCUGAUCAUGCAGAAAACAAGAAACAGCCGUGGAAUUCCUGAAGAUUAUUUAAUAAGUGAGCAUGCAAAGCUGAGUCGUUUAAAAGAGGUAGCUCAACAUACUUAUUUCUACAGGAGAUACCUCUCCAUAGAAGACAUCCAUGAUUACCCUCGACCUGAGUUUCAUGUGGCUCAAUUGAAACAUGACACACAGCGACAGGCGCUACUUCAGAUCAGGAAGGACGAAGGCUUCAAGGAUCCUUGUGGAGGCUCCUCGGAUCCUCACAAUCUGUCCCUGGUGUGGUGGAGUCUGGCUGUGGGAACUGAGGAGAUCCAGGAGGCUGAGGCGAGACUCCUGAAGAAGACCUACCCAAAGCAGACGGAGGAGCAGGCCGCGAAGCAGAAGAGCUUCCUGUGGAGGUUUGCCACGUCUGCAGCCUUCAGUGAGAAGUCCAUCUUUGGACCGUACCGCUUCACCUUCAUGGUGGAGGAGGUGCUGGAGGCCUACAGCAAUCAGUUUUGCUCCGGAGCUCCGCCCAUCAUGAGGGUGUUCAAAACCUCCCUGUACAAACAGGAAGUGGUACAUGUUGUCCUGGUCCACAGCCCAGCCAAUCAGGAGCUCUUCUCAAAGUAUCCGUUGCUCCCUCGUGAUGACCCGGAUGCCGUCUGCACUUACAAAGAUGGACGCUUCAUCUGGAGACCAGAGGCCAUGUGCGAGACACACAGGUAUAAGUUGAUCCAAAAACCCAACGAAAACCAGAUGGCCUAUAAGGACCAGCAGUCUGAAGUGUUUUAUGUUUGGGAUAAUGUCGCCAUUGCCCUGCACGUGGAGCAGGGACAGGUGCUGAAGUUUGACUGUGACCUUCUAAAAGAGAAAAUCACGUUCUGUGAGAAACACCCUGCGAUAUCCCUGUCUAACAGCCACUUUGAUGACUUCAAAGCUGCUGAAGCCUUGGUGGAAGAUUUGUGGCCUGACUCAGGCUUCCAGCUGAAGGAGAAGCUUUCACUCGAGCAGCAUUUCAAAGAAGAACCAAAGGAGGAACCAAUGGAGCAUGAGGACUCCCAGGAGUGAGACGACUCCUGUGGUUUACUUUCCUGAAAACCAAACACUUCAUAUUCGCGUGCUCUCAGCCUGCAGCUCUGAAUCUGAUGUGUCCCCAUGCUGUUAACGAGGGGGGCGAGGUUUAAAUGCACGCUGUCUGUGUUCACGUGGAAGAUGGAGAAUAAAGUUGUUUUGAAUCUGAA